Paramuricea clavata is the source of this 15432-nucleotide messenger RNA. The record is from the annotation of a GenBank genome assembly. NCBI's taxonomy places the organism in Eukaryota, Metazoa, Cnidaria, Anthozoa, Malacalcyonacea, Plexauridae.
AUGGAUAAUUUAGAAGGACUUGUCAGAAGAAUUGUUAAUACGGUCAAUGGGACAAGAACAAGGCCAGCAGAAGCCAAUGCUCUUAGUACAAGUGGGGCACCUGCACAGCAAUCCGCGACAACUGUGGAGGAAGAAGUCAGAAGACGGUAUUCUCUUCCGCGUAAUGCCACAAGUACCGAACAAAGUGCCGAAUCGACUCAGUCAAGCUCUUUCUCUCUUCCAGUAGAAACGAGAAGAGCUCAACGAUCAAACGUUGGUCCUCUGUCACAAUAUUUUCACCCAACUGAAAAUUAUGGACAAUGUACGCUCCGGGCACAAAGUCGAAAUCGUCAAGUGAGACCGCAACGGCGUCGUGCAUCACCCUAUGUGCAACCAUGCAAGGACAAAGUCAAGUCGGAUUCAUUUACAUUAAAAGAAGUAGUUCUUUUGCCCUCACCAAGUUACAGUAAUGUGCCCAAAUUCACUACUAAAGUUGAACUUAAUAACAAAGGGCUCAUUAUGGAUGGUUUCCAUGUAAACAAAAACUGGUCCGCGCAAGAACUGCCGGAUAAACUACAAGCAUUGUUCGAAAAUAAAUUGAGAGACCGACAAGGUGAAUUAAGAAGGUACGUGGUCACUGGUCAAACUGUAAAGGCAAUUUAGGGGGUGUUUGCAUGAGCCCUGCAUGUAGGGCUGGUUUUCACCUCGUGUUUACGUGAUAAAAUUAGCCCUCUUGGCUCGUUUGCGUAAACAAGUUAAACAACACUUAAAUGGUUCCCUGCAGCUCAUUUAUUAUAUUACGAAGACCAAAAUCGUGUUUUUCUGAAACACUUCCAGCGAACAACUAUCAUACAAUUGAAUAUUGUUGAGAAGCUAAAUAUUUAAAGUGAAAAAAUUAUUCUAAAAGCCGAGUUUGAGACGGAUAAGACGGAUACAGUGGUUUUCUUACAGGGCUAGCCCUCCAUGUUGCAUUUAGGGGAAGCAUCAUACUCAACUUGCCACGAGAAACGUCAAUUUGACGUUUGUGGGUGUGUGAGUUAUUUUCUUUGACGUUUUUCCUGUGGCAGUUUGACACUUUUGAAUAUUAUAAAAGUACAAUAUAAAAUUCUUUUGUAUAAUAUAAAAUUGUAUUUGUAAUACGUACUUUAAAAACACAAACCUGUACAAUACUUUCCCUAGUCAAGGAAAAUAUACAAAACAAACAAACUUUCUUACUUUGCCAGACGGUAAAUCAAGGCUUUAUAUUUAUUUGUUAUGUUUGUUUAAUAAUACAAGUAUUUUUGAGCAUUCACACUUGUUUUUUUUUCUUGCCACGGAUUGACGUUUCUAGGGUGGGUGGGUGGGUGAGUGGGUGGGUAUGAAAAAGAAACGUCAAAUUGACCUUUCUCGUGGCAAAUUGAGUAUGGAUGCUCCCCCUUAUAUGGGAAAUAUCCAGGCCUACUUCAGUUCACUGGCCCUAUUACUGUAGGCGAGCUCGUGGGUAGUUUAAUUUUAUAAUGAGAUCUCGCCUAUGAGGGUUGGCCCUUUUCCCACAUAAGCGAAAACAAAUUUCAAUAAGGCCAAAAAAAUAUGUGGGUUUCUCUAUUUCUUCUUGUAAAAACUUAGGUAGGGUAGGUCGGUUUAAACUUUUUUUUUAUUUUCCUAUAAACAACCGGAGGCUAUUUUGUUUGUCAGUGCUUCCACAUCCAAAGAUAAAUUUCCCUAAUAUUGCCUCAAUUUUCCACAAACGUUUUCCUCUAAGUGGAAACACUUACAAGCAUGAUCAGAAGUAGGGUCAAGAUUUUGGUGUCCAAAAGCUAGGUAGGGUUGGGAAACCGGAAACCCACAUUUUUUGCCUAAGGAUUUCAAAUAGCAUGCAGGAUCUUGCCUAGGAGGGCCAGUCAUUCCUGUAGAGCUCAUAUAAACACCCCCAUAAACAGGGGCCAUACACAGCAGGGAGGGCCAAGUGCCCCCCUAGAAAAAAUAUAUUUACGAUUUUUAGAAUGACAUUAAUUAUUCUUUGGGUAAAUGUAUUUUGGACUUUUUUUGGCAUAUAGGCCUCACUGCCCCCUGGUGAAAAAAAUCCUGCGUACUGCCCUGCCCAUAAAAUAUGGGUGAGAUAAGGUGCAACAUUUAACAGCUUGAGUAGUUAACAGCAUAUUAAAAUUGAUACCUGACAUUUGAUAUUGAACAUAAUACUAUGACUUUAACUUGCAUAAAUUUGUAUUUUUUGUAUUUCUGUGGUUGCAGCUUUGAAUUUGUAAAAGCAAUUGGUUCAAAUAUUACUGAACUUCAUGUUUCACAAGGGCAAGAAAUUUCAGGCAAAGUUAUUAUUGGAAUUUCCAAACAAGGACCAAUUUAUAUACGUGCAAAAAAACAGUUGGGCUUGCUGGUAAGCUAGGUUUGCUUUUAUUGUUAUAGACUGUGCAUGUCUCUUAGACUUUUACUUUGCACUUAAAAAAGUGGUUUAAUGUUGGAUUAUAUAUUUUGCUGUCAUUCUUUAUGACAUGACAAUGGAUUACUCUAGAAAACAUCCAGACCUCCAAAUUGGAAGCACACCCCCUAACCCAUUCGGACAUCCUAGUGCAAUUUACUUUUAUCAGAAGUAUCUUUCCCCCUUCUCCUUCCAGACAACAGAAAUUGCCUCUGGAGGGAGUGUAAACCUUUUCUGGAGUGACCCAAAUGCAAGAAUACUAUUCUAUUUUGUGAGCAUUGCGUAUACUGGCUUUUCCCCCCAACCAAUCAAAUCAUCUUGUCUGGUGCAAUAGAGUAUCAUACAGAGUGUAUCUUCUGUUAAAUUAUUGUAAUUAAUUAAAUUAAAGGUCGAUGCUAUUGUAAUACAUGCAAAUAUAAUGUUCAUUAUAAUUAUAAUACUAUGAUGCUUGAUGAUUAUGACUUAAAUUUCAAGGAAACUGAUUAUGAAUCUGAUGAGGAGGGGUAUGACAUACUUUCAACAAGCCAUCUGCAAUCACCAAAUAAUCAGUCAUCACCAAAUAGUUAGUCAUCAACAAAUGAUCAGUCAUCAACAAAUGAUCAGUCAUCAACAAAUGAUCAGUCAUCAACAAAUGAUCAGUCAUCAACAAAUGAUCAGUCAUCAACAAAUGAUCAGUCAUCAACCAUCAACAGCCAUCAAGGUUGGUUACAUGUUAUAUCUGUAUAUGCACAUUUUCAUACUUGGGAUUUAUUUUAGUAAUGCUAAAAAUAGUUAUUUAAUAAUAAUGUAUUGUACGCUUUCAUACAGCUUGAUAACUAAUGAAAAUAGACUAUAUUUAAGAUAAUUAUGUAAUCCAAAGUGUUACAGUGUGUCUACAGUAAGUGGGGCCACUUAGAGAACACUAACCAAUCACAUUGCAGAACAAAAAAUGAAAAAAUCAACAAACGGCACAUUAGCCAAUCAGCAUUAGGCCAAAAACAAUUUGAACAAAUAAACGAAUGUCAAACGGUAAAAAUAGACUUGUAAAAGUAAACACUGCAGUUAAUGGCUUCCUGAAUCUUUCUUUUGAUUGGACGAGCUUUAGUUUGAUUAGAUUUUUGUUCUGCAAUGUGAUUGGUUAGUGUUUUGUAAGUGGCCCCACUUACUGUAGACGUACUGUAAUUUGUUUGGUAUUUUCAGAAAAUUGUCAACAGCUUGUUCUGAUGUUUCCAAACAAAUCAGAAAAUGACCUGAUGAGACAUUUGCAGAAUUCGCAUGGAGAUAUAAAUUCUGCAAUAUCAUCAAUUUUGAGCGAUGAUGGUAUGUAUAAAGGCCUAAAGGCACAAUGCGACUUGUCGUAUACGAUUGCCAUGCUGGUCAGCUGGUGUAUGAGAACGCCAGUGUAACUAACCAGCUAGUAAUGUUUAUACCUGUAUAAUUAUAGAAAUUACUCAGGUUACUGUAAUAAAUGUGGAGGAAGAGGAAUCUAGCAAAUAUCCUGAUUCAAAUGAAGGAAGUAAGUUGUAUAUGUAUUGCUAGUGCUAGUUAUGUCUGAACUCUCAUAUUGAACUCUCUGAACUUUAAUUAUGCAAAAGGAGAAAUAUUUUUGAACAUAUCUAGCUCAAUGAGGACUCAGCUGAUAAUCUUCAAAUUUUCAUCUAUGCAACUGGUUCAUUAUGUACAGUACCUGAUGGAUGCAUUGAACAUUACAUAGAUUUAUUCAGCUUUAUGGUCACAUUGUAUUAUGUAGAGGUUCACAUAUUCCUUGCAUGAUACUGUACUGUAAAUAUCGAUCUUAUUGUUACUGCUGUAAAACAAUAGUAACCCCUUUGAUUACUUUUACCUUUCUGGUAACAGAGUGUGGGCGUGCUGUGGUUGUCACCCUAUAAAUGACUCCUGGUUGACCGCGAGGCACAUCUGAAGUUUUAGAGGGCUAACCCUAAUCUCAAACAACUCUGUUAACAUUCCCUGUGAGAGGUAGAAACCUGAGUAUAGCUAGAGUGACAUCAAUGGCUUUUGGUAAACUCUUCUUACAUGAGUGUCGCGAGCAGCAAGAAUGAAACAUACAGUACUAUCUCAAAGCUUAAAGGCCCAAAAUUUGUUACUGUACAUUAGUAGCUCGCAUGCAGUUUUCAUGGUCUUGCAAAUUGCUACCUAUGACCUAAAUUUUUGUUAAUGUUUACGUAAACUUUCGAGUGUCUGCAUAAUUCUUCUUUUCAAUUACUUCGGUUUAAGGCAAGUUAAACACAAUUUGCUUGUGAUGUUACUCUGAGUGUAUAUCAACACCGGGCAGGCUUGAAAUAUAUGCCUGGCCACGGUGGGAAUCGAACCUACGACCUUAGGAAUACUAGCCCAAUGCUCUGCCGCGUAGCCCAGUUGGUAGAGCAUUGGGCUAGUAUUCCAAAGGUCGUAGGUUCGAUUCCCACCGUGGCCAGGCAUAUUUUUCAAGCCUGCCCGGUGUGGAUAUACACUCAGAGUAACAUCACAAGCAUCUUAUUCACCUGAGUACAUUACACCAACACAGCAAAUAUCAUUAAACACAAUUGUAUCUUGUUAUUUUCUUUUUAGUUGCUUACCCUCUAAAUACUGUGCAAAUGCCUGCACAUGAAGCUUGUUCAAUGUAUAGACGAAAUAUGAUUAAAGUGAGUUCAAACAGACCAGAACUAAUUAUUGACCGAAAGUCACCUGCUCUCAUUCGCAACCUCUUUAAAAAACUUAAGAGAGGAGAACUACAGCUUUGCGAACAGCCUGAUGUAACGUUUGUUGGAGAAGAAGGAAUUGAUGCAAAAGGUUUAACAAAAGAGUUGGCAUACAUGAUUGUCAAAGGCCUAAGAGAAGGAAAUAAAGGCUAUAUGUUAUUUGAAGGUCAAGCCAAUCAUAUGUUGCCAAUUCACUGUGAGGAACAUGUUCAAAGUAAGCUGUUUGUAUAUGCUGGUCAGUUAAUUGCAUUUGCCUUCCUGCAUGGUCACAUUGGUUUUCCUGGAAUGUCUCGAGCUCUUGCAAAGUAUAUUGUCUCUGGAGAUCUAAAAGAUGCCGUACCUCAUAUAUGUAUUCAAGAUAUUCCAGAUAUCAAUACAAGAUUACUUGUCAAGGAGGUGAGUACAAGACUGAGAGAAAUAUAUAAACUAGUAGUUACUAUCGCAAGAACAUUGCUGCCACAAACUUGACGCUCGCAAUAGAUACAGUACAUCAGAUCGAUAUUUGGAUGAUGCAACCAUGCAAAGUGGAAACGUAACAACCGAGCCGUUUAAUGUACGUUUAUUAUUCCGUUUAUUAUGUUUGCUAAUUGGAAUGAAAGUUCAUUUAUAAUGACGCUUGCUCGUUAAAAUUUUUAGCGCAAGGUAUAAUAACGCAAAAUAUCUAAUUAAACAUGCCUGUGCAAUAAAAGAUCUUGUUUGCAGCCACAGGGAGGUAUUAUGUAGGUCAGAAUCUGGGUACAUAACCACGCAAAUUAAACCAACCACAAUGGCAUCUACCGCUGACUGAAUAGUAAUGAAGCGUGAUUAAAAAGUAAGCCAAGAUGGCGGAUAAUUCAAGGAGGAAAAAAGCGAAGCCUUGGAAAACUGUUGUUAUUAAUGGUAAGAGGAAAUAUCUUUUCGAAGAAGUACCUAAUAAAGAUAUAUCAAAAGUCAGAGUUCCGCACGUCGUUUAUAGCAGCUCGCAAAAUCGGUUAUGUACAGCCUCAACACUGUCAAGUGUUCAUAUAAAUAGCUCAACAUUGACUGAGAAUCCUGAGAUUGAGUGUCACUCUCAGUCCACUGGGCUCUCUCAUUCCCUGUUUUGUGAUGAUGGAAAUCAAAGACCAGAAGCCCAUAAUGAUUGUGAACCUGGUCAUUCACCUGCAUCGCAAAAUAUCGAAGUAACUUCAGAACUUGCAUAUGCAACUGAGUUGUCUCGGUUAGAAAUGAUAACUGUGGUAACCAACUGCGCCUUUGUAUUUCCUGACUUUAAUCUUGAAAAUAAACAAAUAAAGGUAUGUAUACGAGCGAAUUAACAAUUGAUCUAGUUUUUUUAAAAAAAUUAAAUGGCGUAUUUUAUAUCAACAAAUACUGUACAAAUUUCCAAAAUAAUUUCCUUGAAAUUUAUGCACCAGGCACAAGUAAACCCCUCCUCCUUCCCCCACCCCGGACCGUGAAGGGAUUUGGUGGGGAUUUUGUCAUCGAAUUCGGUCCCAACCAUAUUGGGAAUUUGUUGGUUAAAUUGUCAUUCUGCCGAUUUACACCGGGAAGAUAGUGGGGAUUGUUACUGGCCAUUUUGUCCAAUGGGAGCCCUGGAUUCUACCAUUUUAUAACAUGUGACAAAGAUAUAGGAAGUGAAAUGGAGAAGUAUUUUAUAAAUAUAUUCAUUCAUAAUUUGCUCACACGACUUACAAUUUCCCCCCAUUUGUGGGGCAUUUUUUGUCUUUUGGUAGAAAAUUCUGUUCCAUAUGGUGUGCCAUUUGUUUGUUUUCGUAUGCUAUUCAAAGCCAAUCCCCACCUAUAUCCCGGGGUGGGGUGGGUCUGGGUGCAUUACUGUAAACCUCCGACUAUAAGCCCCCCCCCCGAGUAUAAGUCCCCUGUGUAUGAGCCCACCACAUGUAUUAAUGCUCACCUCAUUCCAAAUAUAAGCCUACCCGAAUAUAAGUCCACUUGUUUAUCACUAUUAUUUAUCACUACCACUAUUAAUCACUAUUAUUACUAUGCUUAACACUUGUUUAUUACUAUUACUAUAUUUAUUUAUCACUAUUACAGUAACACAAAAGAUCAUCCAUGUAUAAGUCCCCCCCCCGUAUAUAAGCCCCCCCCCCCUUGUAUAAGCCCAUCAAAAAUCGCUUACGAAAGAAUAUAAUCCCAGGGCUUAUAGUCGGAGGUUUACGGUAUAUUCUCAAACCUGUGUAUGCUAGAAAAUUGUCUGGACAACUUUCAAAAAUGGCCUUGACAACAUAGUGCCACCGCCUUGACAAUAUACAUUGCAUGCUGAUAAAACUUUUUGUCCAAACAUUCAUUUUCGACAAAAUAUUUGGAGUUCCAAAGUUGAUUGAAAAUUGCAGUAUCACCACACAUUCUAACCAUUUAUUUUGUUGAGCAAUUACCAAGGGUGAGUUGACUACAAAAUUUUUGUAGUUUGCUAUAGCUACAGCUACUGUACUUCAAAAAUAUGUGGUCAGUACACUACUGCUACUUUUGAACAAAGGUAGUUCACUGCUGACUACACCUACAGCUUAAAAAUGUAGCAAAUUAUUUCGCUAUGCUAUAUUUUUUAGUUUUACUGUAUUUGGAGCAUGAUCUACUAACUCAGGCUGUAAUGUGACCUUUAACAAAUCGACUUACGAGUAGCAACAGUAAACACAAAGCAACAUUUUUGUAAGCACUACAGUGUUCAGAAGCAAAUUGAGUAUUGAUUUUAAGCAAACCGUGUCUCAAUAUCAUGCUAUUCUAUCAAGUUGCUAACAAUUUUAGAAAGUAGCGAAUAGCGAUUUGCUGUUUGUCAACUACUUGGCUACUUUUAGGCAAAACGUAGUUUGCCAUAACUGCAGUUACUGUUUUAAAAAAGUAGUCAACAACUACUGGCUGCUUGAAAAUUGUAGUUCACUACAGUAGCUACUAUGGCCACUUAAUGUAUGUAAAGAAUGAUACAUGUACAUAGUACCUACUAUGUACAGUUUUGAGCAUACUGUAGGCCCUUACUCAGAAGAGUAUGAUAGGGGUUACCUGUUGUGAUCGACAAGGGGCAUUAGCUUUUCUAAGGGAGUACAUAAUUAUUUUGUUGUAUUUUUGUGGCUUUGAAUUACAUAAGACAAGUGUUUCUACAAAGUUUUGUAAACAACCACUUGGUAAACAACCACAGUUUCAGAUUUAGGCAACAAUGGAUCUUGAGUCACCAUUGCCUAUUUUACUCUGUCAAACACCACAUUAUUUAAGCUGUGCAAUGCCAUCUGUAGUUUUAUAUCUUUUAUAUAAUUCAGCUUUUGACGUCAAUGGGCUUCAGAACUCUGACUUCAUUUAACAUAAAAUUUAAUAAAUGAUUUCCACAUCCCAGCUAACCGAGAAGGCCUGAAAGUCAAACCAGAUACAAUUUGUGAAAAAGUGUGAGCUACACUUGUCCAACGUUUAGAGACUGAAAUCAGAAAUCCGUAGUCCUCAUUGGCUUUUGUUCUUUUUAUCUUCCUCAACUACUGUAUUUCCAACUCAACCAACGUCAAUCUUAGCCUCAACUCUUUCAACCUCAUGCAACUUAUAAUAAUAAUAAUAAUAAUAAAUUGUUGGUUACUAGGCAAAGAUAGGUAGAGCACAAGUAAAGUUGGGAAUAAAGUUAGAAAUGUGUAAUGAUGAUUGAAAUAUCAAUUUUCCUUUCAUGUAAGGAAAUGAACUUCAUUGUGGUGAAUAGAAGAGUUUGGCACCAUCUACUAACAAACCAGUAUGAUUGGCUAUACAGCUGCACUUGCUCACCUCGAAGAAGUCAACUGCUUUCAGGAUUGUCAAAGUCAUUACAGCAGGAGCCAUUGGGUGUGUAUAUUAUACAGUGUAUUAUACAGUACAUAUAAUAUCUAAGGUUGUGCAGAAGCAUUUGUUGAUUUUAUAUGAAAAUGCGCAUGUUGCUGAAAACAUUUCAGUAAUAUCUCACAGUAUAUAUAUAGUAUUUGGUCAUCUUUAAUUUAUUCGGUUAAUUAAAUCUUUGGCAAGCCAGUAUCAGUGCAGACAGGUGAAAGUAUUGUAUACUGUAGUAUGCUUCAGUGUGCCAUAUGUUUUAAACCAAUGUGGACAUUUAUUUCAUUCAGAUCUUAGUAAUUCAGUGUGCAUCCACAUCAAAGCAUUGUGCCAGUUAUUGCUGGAUUAUGAUUCUCAUCAUGGAAUUACUCCAGAAAUUCAAGAGCAUGCAAAUUUAAUGAGGGAUCAUACAUACGAGGUGCGUAUGCCAAUACAUGUACUGUAUACAUGUAUGAAACCAUCUACUUUCGCUUACAAGUGUGGAUUUUGAAAGGACAACAAAAAGUUGAAUAAUGCAUAUUUAGUCUGCUGCAGGCAACUACUGUAGACAGUUCUGAAAUAAAGAUAUCUUACUAGGAACAUACUGUGGGAAAUACAAUAUGAUAAUAGCAAGCAGCGUAAAUUACUUCGUGUAUCAAUAGUUUAUUAUCAUACUGUAUUUCCUAGCUUUCUGGUAAGAAAUCUUUAGUUACCGGUAUUCAUAUUAAUUAAGAUGUUUUGAGAACGUGAUUUAAUGUUGCAGAGCUACAGUACAGAGUUACUGACGGAGGCGAGGCUGUUACAUGUUGAGAGUUUCUAACAUUGUAUUGUAUUUUUCACCUGCACUUAGAGUACUACUAACCUGUUUGGCAUUCAGAUGAAUGACAGUUUAAUUGGGGUUUCAAUGCAUGAUGCUACAAGUAUUGGUGUACUCCUAAAGCAGCGUGAUAGCUCAGUUAAAUGCAUUCCAUGUUCAUCAGUUCAAUGUGAACACGCCAUGCUUAUAAGGCGAUGGCCAUUGGAUGAUCCUGAUAUACCUGAGCUUCUUGUUGACUUUCUGGAACAGGAUGUCUCCUCAGGAUAUUCUAGGAAUUGUUUGGUAUCUCCAGUAUCUGUCAUGAAAAUACCGUUCGACCUUUCUGGCUGCUUGCGUCUCUCAUUUCUCCAUGGACCUGAAGCUAUUCUCCCUGAAGUUAAAGAUGAUGAAGGAAAUGUUUUCUUGGCUCUCUUUCCCCCUUAUCCAGCUAUUAAUGAUGAUCCAUGUGAUUUAUGUGGGAGUCGAUUUAGAGAUGAAGAUCCAAGGGAAGAAGGAUGGCAUAUUAAAACUGUCAAAUUGUAUGGAAAGCGGCGCAUCUUUGACUGUUUUGGUAUGCUGAUAAUCAUUAGAGGUUUAGAUUUUGCUUCCACUACCACCAGCACUGGUUGAUUAUUGGUCCCUUAAUUGUAGCGGUAGAGGAAGUAAAACUUGAUCCUCUCUAUUGUGUAAUUUAUGUUCCUUUCGUUCAGUUGCCAAAUUUGAUGGGAGGGGUCUGAGGUUACAUGAUACAGUAUACACUGUCUUGGAUACAGUAGAUUGGUGGCAAAUUAAGUGCGUGAAUCUUACGCCCUCUGUUACCAGGUUUCAAUUUUUCUAUACAAUUAUAGUUUUCUAAUUACUAUGAAUCCCAAGAAGAGUUUUUUCAUUUUAAUUCUAUCAAACGCAGCAUUUCCUUCUGGUUUGUAUUUUUUUCUCGGUCUGUACAUAUAGUGACAGUGGAUGAAUAAAGUAUGCCGUAAAAAGGAUGCCCCUUGAGUCCCGUUUGUACAACACUCGCAUUUUUGUUACAACACUAAUAAAACAUGCACCCAUAACAAAAAUAUCCAUGCUGGGGCUUUGUAAAAAGAGUAGUCAUUGGAACACACACGAAUUACGUACUGGUGCCAAACGGGGCUUCAAUAGACCUUCAAAGAAAAUAAUAUAAAUAAUAUUACUUUAAUUUAUAUUAAUUUAAUUUACAGCACGUAAAGAUACGCAGGUUGAACGCAAUGUUUCUAUAAACAUUUUCAGAAUGUUGCGACAAUUUAUUGUCCUUUUUAUACAGUUUAUAACCGACCAUGCUCUGAUGAUGACUGUAUCAAUGAUAUGACGUUUGAUGGUAAUGCAGCCACUCUCCUAAACAUGGGAAAUUACCUCAUAUCUUAUGAAGUUCUUAGGGAAUAUAUGUUCUUGUUUUUGAAAGGAGGGUGAGUCAUUAAUAUUUUUGUUGUGUCCUCUUAUUACUACCCAAGUUGCUUUUACAUCACAUUUUUGCAUUUAUAUUUCUUAGCUUUGUUGUUUGUUCAGAGAAACUUUAUUUUUACUACAGGACAUCCACUGUCAUUUACUUUAUCUGUUUGGAGUUAUUAUACUGUACAAUAAAAUGAGACCUUUUACAACUUUUUCGUACGUUGCUUGGUUUUCGAAAAUUUUUGACUAAAAACAAUGUGCAGUCCGCCAUCUUGGUAUUAUAAUUGCCUAAUUAACUCAUUUUUUCAUGACGUCACAAGCAGGGUAAACUUGUUAAAACUUCUUCAUGUGGGAUUAAAUUACUUCGAAAAGUUUCUUAAAAUGUUGUGAAUUAAUUGAGUACUAAAAAGACUUCGGAAAAUCGAGUUUCAUAUUGAUCAUGACAUGUGGUGUGCAAGAUAAAAAUUUCGCUUUUUACCUUACUUGUGACGUAUGCAUUUCGAAUAUGGAUAUGCAUCCAAGAUGGCAGAAUGCACGCUGCUUUUGAUAAAAAUAAGUUGAUUUAUUUCGAAAACCAAGCAAGAUGCGGAAUAAUUGUUAACUAAAUUUAUAUAUCAUUUUAAAUGUAACUGGCUGUAACUCAGUUGGUAGAGCAUUGGACUAUCAAACCAAAGGUCACAAGUUUGAUUUCCACCGCGGUCAAGCAGAUCUUUCAGCUUGCCCGGUGUGGAUACACUCAGAGUAACAACAUCACAAACAUGAACGUGAUAAACCAUAUUGCAAAACAAAUCAUGCUCAAUGAAUAUUAUAAAUGGAAUUAAAUAGAGAAUAAUACAUGGAUGCAUGCGCAGAAAUACCAGAUUUAUUUCGAGUCUUGAACAUGAUAUCUCAAGAGUGAGCGCAGCGAACGAGUGAGAUAUCAUGUUAACACAAGAAAUAAAUCUGGUAUUCCCAAGCAUCCAUGUAUUAUUCUCUAUUUAAUUUCAUUUAUAAUAUUCAUUGAGCAUGAUUUGUUUUGCAUAUAAAGGACAGUCGUUGAAAAGCGAUAAUGUUUACAGAAAAGCGGCAAUUGCAAAGCGAUAAUUUUCACUUGUGAAAUUACCAUAAAUAAUCUCACAUGUGAGUUUAUCAUUGCUCGAAAUUUCUAUAAAGCACUAUAGUUGAUGUAAUAAUGUUAUUUAAUUUUUGUUGCAGUGUAUCAAUGAAUACUUAUUAUCAGUCAUGGGCGUUGUCUCUGCAGUCUUCUGUGAACAUCAAUUUAAAAGAGACAUUAAAUUACAAUCACUGGCGGUCAGCGUGGUAUGCAUUCUUGCAACUUCUGGACAUCGACUUCACGGCUGGGUUUGAAUGUCCAACAUGCGAAGGUAAUCCUCAAAUCAUCAUUUGUGAUGGUACAAGCUUGGCAUAUAGAAAGAACUUAUGUUCAGCUUUACAGAUUUCCUCUACUGCUUCAACGCCACAACUUGGCCACGGAAGAUAAGUAUACUCUAUUAAACUCUAUAAACGAAGUAUUUCGAUUUUCUCAUUUUCUGAAAGGUCAAAAGUUUUGCUUUUAUGAUAACAUAAGAGGUUUUUCGAAGACAAAGACCGGAGAUAUUUGCUGUGCAAGACAUACUCCACUGAGUAUUCCAAAAAAUAUUUAUUAAUCUACAGUAACUGUAAUUCGAAUAAAUGGUUAUAUAUAUUUUUCAUGAAUAAUUUCUGUGUUUUAUAUGUUAUUCAAUUAACGAGGGUUUAGAUUUGCAAAACACCAAUGACAUUUUUUUUCGUAAAGCUUUUCAUUUGUACAUACUGUAUAAUAAUAGUAUCAUGGGCUCGAAGAAUUGCUUGCUUAUUAUCGCAAAUUGAAUUGGUUUUGUUUUAUGCUUUUACUAGGCACAGUAACAGAGUUUUGGUUAAAUCUAAAUCCUUAAGAAAUUCGCUGAAAAGAGCAUGUACAGAUGUAUCUGCAAUGAACGUCAAUGAGCUAAAUAGCCUUCAAUCUGAAUUGCACCAAAGUAUACCAUCUCUUGCAUCGUUUGUUGACUGGUGUCUUGAAAUUUACGGUAAUGAAGCCCCUUUCCCGAACGGAAUUGCCACAUUCAUUAAGGACAUUUCCUGUAAUACACCAAUUUGUGCAAUUUUCCCUCCCGAUGAAGAUUUACGACGUGUUUGUGACAACAUCCUUAGCAGUGUGCCCGUUAAAGAAUUUCCACGCGAUAUGGAAGUUUUGCAAAAAAAGUGUCCUUCGUUGUUUGUUUUCUUUUCCACUUUAAGUGAAUCAUUUGCGCCCGAGGAGUUCAUCCCUCUGCUAACAGAACUUCUGAAGUUAGCCGAUAAUGCAUUCGAAGAUUAUGUGCCGCCUCCCGAUGAUUCUGUUGAUAGCCCCUCCUCAUUGUUAGCACACUUCCCUUCCCUAUUAUCUGUUCGUGGCAGAGGAAAGUACACUGCCGACCGAAGUAGUCGAGUUGCCGAGAACCCAUGCACAAAGAAGUCCGGAAGACAUCCUAGUCUUCUUCCUGGUAUAUUUCUAAUUUUCUGUCAGCAUGGUAAGUGUUUGUCUCAGCAUGGUAAAGCGCUGCUGUUAAGUUUGUUGGUAAAGAUGAUGUGGCAUUUUAAUUGGGACUCUAAACCAAAGCAUAUAUGCAAGUCUUACAAAUGAUAGUGCACGUUGUUCAAAAUAAUUACGUUGUAAUUUAAUAACGUUUAAACAUUCAACUUACAGCAUAAAAGAACAAUAGAACAUACAUGUACACAGGGCCGUCGCUAUGGGGGGAGGGUUGUCACACCCUGAAAACAUCUUGUCGGCAAAAUAACGGAUUUGCCGGCAAAUUGUUUUCGUAGUUAGAGAAAUUAUUUGAAUGGCUCGGAUUGAAAAGUAAUAGUUAUAUCAAUAGGUAAUAGCAUGGUUUCGAGUGCAAUUUGGAUAUAACAUGAACGAGUGAGUUUUUCAAAGACCUCAAAAUAGCACGAGUCCGAAGGACGAGUGCUAUUUGAGGUCUUUGAAAAACUCACGAAUGCAUGUUUAUCCAAAUUUCACGAGAAACCAUGCUAUUACUUAUUAAUAAUUUACAUAAAAAUGUUCGAGACAAUUGUAGUUUUAACUUACGCGUUUAUGGCGAACAUUCCACUGGCAAAGUUUUCCUGGCUUUGUUUUAUCACAUUAUACAACGCUAACAGCUUGUAAAUUCCACUCAACCGUGUAUUUUUUGUUAGUCUUGUUUAAGGUAAAUGCUUUCCCAUUAAAAAUAAAGAUAAAAGCCAUAUUUUUCACGCGAAAGCAACUUUUACUUUACUGUAGCGCGGCGCCAUGUUUGUUUUGUUUUGAAGCAAUCUGUGACCGUUACUUCUUUAAACUAAAUUGCUUUAAACUGAUUGGUUGAUUUAAUCAUCACAAUGUUUUUCCACCAAUGAGAUCAGUUUGUUACAGAUUUUUGCACUGUGAUUACAGAAAAUUGCACUGUGAUUACAAAAAAUUGCACUGUGAUUACAGAAAAUUGCACUGUGAUUACAAAAAAUUGCACUGCUGUUUGGGAUUAACUGCACUGAAAUCAACCAAUCACAGUCGAGUAAUAUCUUUAUGUAUAUUAUUAGCAACUGAAAUGUUGUCGGCAAAUGUGAUACUACACCCCCCCCCCCACCCCUAUUUAGUCUUCGCCACGGCCCUGCUGAUGUACAGUAGUACUUCCUCUAUUUUAUUGGAAUAUUCCCUUAUAUAGGUAUUAACUAUGGGUACUCAGUUAUGACAACCAACGAAUCUCCCGAUAUGCCAUUUACAAUCCUGCGAUCUCGAUUCACUAGAGGUAAUACUGAUGGUAUUUCGUCUUAUUUUUAAUCAGUACUUAUUCUGUCUGAGAGACAUUUUUACUACAGUCCUGUACAUACAGUAUCAUGUGGUAAUAACAAAUAGUUGAUAUCAUACAUCCAUGUAUAUUUAUGUCGACUGAAGCGACUUAAUACAACCAAGUUUUUAACAUUUUUAUCAUAGCUCCUAGGGUUGUUGUAUACGACAAUGCUUGUAACCUGCAUUCCUAUUGCCUCAAUCGUGACCCAGCGUUUUUCAAAAACACACAGUUCUUAGUAGAUCGUCUUCACUGGGCCGACCACACAGGUUUGAAUGUAUUAUUUAGAUAUCUAAUGAUAAUCACCUUUUCAUGCCUAUAUGACAUUAAUGUGAUGAAAUCAGCAAAUGCAAUACUUGUGUUGAUGAUGUGACGUUUCUAUCUUUUCAAGGUUGUUCCAGCGCGUAUCAUAUCUCCAGCUACCCUGAUUAUGAUUACCUCAACAGUCAAAUCGCAGAACAAAGCAACUCUGGACUGAAGAGAAUUAAAGGACCACUUUCCUAUAUGAAUGAUGAGAACUUCUCAAGGCAUUGUAAUUUUUAUUUAUGGUUCAAAAAUAGGGAAAUUCUGUUGAAAGAAAUUUUGUAA